Messenger RNA from Suillus bovinus, 561 nucleotides. RefSeq lists its product as uncharacterized. The record is from RefSeq and is a predicted model, not a curated record. NCBI's taxonomy places the organism in Eukaryota, Fungi, Basidiomycota, Agaricomycetes, Boletales, Suillaceae. The coding region runs from base 1 to 561 and encodes 186 amino acids. The transcript has 8 exons.
AUGCCCUGGAUGAGGAACACUGUUGUCAGCUGCACUUUCUUACUAUGGCUUGCUUGGGCACUGACAAGCAAUCCAUGGCACUGGAACAUUGGCUUACCACAUGUAGCGGCCCUGACAGCUGGGAAACAACACUGUGAUCGUGAAGUUUCAGACGGCUGUUGGAAGAAUUCGCUUCCAUUAGUAAUAACCUUAUCAGCUCCUGCCACAGCACUGCAUGAUGAUAGAUUGAGAUCGCAGACCACCGCCAUCUCUGCUGAAGAGCUUGCUUUCAUCGUGCCUGUUGUGCACUUUCUUUUGGACUAUUACUUCCUGGAUGGUUACAUCAAGCACUUUGAUGGGCAUCCCGGGGACGGUUCACUGUAUGUUGGCUGGGUUAAUUCUAAGACUGGCGAGUCUAUCGACAUUGCGAGGAGAUUUCAAGUCAUGCUGGUGUAUGGUUUAUUGAUCUUAUCUGGGCCUGUACACAUUUGUUCCUGCUGGUACCAUUUGUUCUUACCCGCACUCAAUGCUUUAGUGAACACUGGAGAUGCUGUUCUGGUGGAUUAUCCAGUGUAUGCAUGA